Messenger RNA from Contarinia nasturtii (swede midge), 1481 nucleotides. RefSeq names its product reticulon-4-interacting protein 1, mitochondrial-like. Lineage: Eukaryota; Metazoa; Arthropoda; Insecta; Diptera; Cecidomyiidae. The coding region runs from base 168 to 1388 and encodes 406 amino acids. Gene Ontology annotation, cellular component: mitochondrion. The record is from RefSeq and is a predicted model, not a curated record. The transcript has 6 exons. Gene Ontology annotation, molecular function: oxidoreductase activity.
ACAAUUUAGUUCAGAAAUAAAUAAUUUUCACAGCUUGUUUAAAAUGUUUCUAUUUUGACAUGACAAUUGAAUCGAGAUUUACUCCAAUUUUAACAUAAUUUCCAACCAAAAUUGGUGAUUCUUUUUGUUGAGUAUAAAUCCGGAUCGUUUCAUUGAGUUUAUGAAAAAUGUCUUUGAAAUCAGUGAAAUUAUUGCGUCAAAAUCGGCUGUUUGAACGCUUUCUUCCAAUGCGUUUGUUAUCAACAAAAACACCGAAGGAUUUUACAAGUGGCCCAUUGAAUUCCUCACAAGAAGGAUCGGAUGAUCAAAGUGGAAAAAUGCGUGGAUGGCAAAUUCAUGAAUACGGCGGUGUUGAGAUUCUUCAAUGUAGCAACAAUAUAAAAAUACCAACAAUAACAUCACCAAACGAAGUAUGUGUUGAAGUGCAUACUGCGUCGGUCAAUCCGAUCGAUGUUGCAAUGAUGGGUGGAUAUGGUUCAACUCUAUUAAAUGUGCUACGGUGUAAUAACACCAGCAUUGAAUUUCCGUUGACAUUGGGCAGAGAUUUUUGUGGUGUUAUCACCAGAAAAGGGAUGAAUGUACGAGAAGAUAUUCAAAUAGGAGACAAAGUUUAUGGAUGCGUUCCACCGCAUCGUUCUGGGUGCCAUGCUGAAUAUGUGGUUGUCGAUGAAAGUUGUAUAGCACACAAACCCGAAACGAUAGACGAUAUCGAAGCUGCAGGGGUGCUCUACGCUGGUCUUACUGCAUGGUCCGGUCUGUAUAUAUCGGGCCAUAUUGGCGGAGUGUUGGGUGCAUUGACUUCGCAAGGUGGUGGCCAGGGUAAACGCAUAUGUAUUUUGGGCGCAUCUGGAGGUGUUGGUUCGAUUGCAACACAAAUUGCCAAAGCGGAAAAUUUGAAAAUAACGGCCACAUGCAGCACUGAUUCCAUUCAAAUGGUACGGAAUUUGGGCGCCGACCACGUGAUUGACUACACAUCAGAUGAUGUGAUUGAACAGUUUCGAGAUUUGUCGUUUGAUUUAAUUCUCGACUGUGCUGGACUUGGAACUGAAUAUGCCACAAAAGUACCUUGGAAAUUUGAUCAAUACAUCACAUUUUCGUCUCCAAUGCUUCGAAGCAUAGAUUCGAAUGGAAUAGGGAUGGGAUUCUUCAAAAAUAUUGUACAUUUGCUUGAGAGUAAUAUUCAAAGUAUUUCAAAAUACAGAGGAUUAUCAAAAUGGGCAUAUUUUGUAGCGGCACCACAAGGCAUCGAAUAUUUAUCAAAACAAGUUGAACGAAAUAAAAUUGCACCUAUUGUAGAUAGUGUUUACGACUUUGAUGCAACUAGUGAUGCCUAUCAGCGUGUAGCUAAUGGACAUUUACGCGGCAAAGUCAUUCUCAAAAUUAAAUAGUUGAAUACAUUUUUAUAUUGUAGAAAAGAAUUUAUUUUUUGUAAUCAAGUUCAAUAAUUCAAGAAAUGAAAGUGGUUUCUACUUUUGUACAAC